Puccinia triticina is the source of this 894-nucleotide messenger RNA. RefSeq lists its product as uncharacterized. Gene Ontology annotation, molecular function: translation initiation factor activity; ribosome binding; RNA binding. NCBI's taxonomy places the organism in Eukaryota, Fungi, Basidiomycota, Pucciniomycetes, Pucciniales, Pucciniaceae. Bases 1 to 894 code for a protein of 297 amino acids. The record is from RefSeq and is a predicted model, not a curated record. The transcript has 7 exons. Gene Ontology annotation, cellular component: eukaryotic translation initiation factor 2B complex; eukaryotic 48S preinitiation complex; eukaryotic translation initiation factor 2 complex.
AUGCGGUACUACCGACCGAGAUUUCCUGAACCAGAUGACCUGGUGAUGGUACAGGUCAAACAAAUUCAAGAAAUGGGUGCUUACGUCAAAUUGCUCGAGUACGACAACAUCGAAGGAAUGAUCCUUUUGUCCGAACUAUCCCGUCGACGUAUCCGGUCCAUUCAAAAGUUAAUUCGAGUUGGCAGGAACGAAGUGGUAGUCGUGAUGAGGGUUGACAAGGAAAAAGGAUAUAUUGAUCUAUCAAAACGACGUGUAUCUGCUGAGGAUGUUGUCAAGUGCGAAGAACGAUAUAACAAAUCAAAAACCGUAUCCUCGAUCAUCCGUCAUGUUUCCGAGAAGACUGAAUUGGAUAUGGAGACGAUUAACGAAAUGGUGGCUUGGCCAUUGUUUGAGAAGUACGGGCACGCAUUUGAUGCUUUCAAGCUGAGUAUUACAGAGCCGGAUACGGUAUUUGGGGCGCUAAAUAUACCGGAGAACGUGAUGACUCAUCUGACUAGCAAUAUUGCCCGGCGAUUGACCCCCCAACCUGUCAAGGUUCGAGCGGAUAUCGAGGCUACUUGCUUCGCAUACUCGGGAAUUGAUGCGAUCCGAACCGCCCUAAAACUGGGAGAGUCGAUUGGAACGGAAUCCGUGCCGAUAAAAAUCAGAUUGGUCGCUCCCCCGUUGUACGUCAUGGUUAGCAAUGCUACCGACAAGCAAGGUGCCAUCGAACUACUCGAGACUGCCAUUGAUAGGAUCGGCGAAAGUCUCAAGAAGGACGGCGGCCAGCUCAUUGUCAAGAUGAAGCCCAAAGCUGUCUCUGAGACAGACGACCUAGAAUUGGCUGCACUGAUGGAGCGCGUUGCAAGAGAGAAUAAGGAGGUAUCGGGAGAUGAAGAUAGCGAUGCUGAUUAA